Rhagoletis pomonella (apple maggot) is the source of this 1912-nucleotide messenger RNA. RefSeq names its product aspartate aminotransferase, cytoplasmic (gene Got1). Gene Ontology annotation, biological process: L-aspartate biosynthetic process. The transcript has 8 exons. Gene Ontology annotation, cellular component: cytosol. Gene Ontology annotation, molecular function: L-aspartate:2-oxoglutarate transaminase activity; pyridoxal phosphate binding. Bases 413 to 1636 code for a protein of 407 amino acids. The record is from RefSeq and is a predicted model, not a curated record. NCBI's taxonomy places the organism in Eukaryota, Metazoa, Arthropoda, Insecta, Diptera, Tephritidae.
UCGUCGUCCAAUUUUUUUUGGCUUUUCUGCGUUUUCUUACAGCUUUUAAACGCGUGUUUCCACGUUACAUGGAAAUAAAAUAGCAAUCCCGGUUGGAUCAAUCUUCUCAUUUAAUUUCCUUAUCGUGUACGUGUAUGCAGUAAAUAUACAUAUUUACCUAUUUGCCCCCACCAAUAGUGUAACGUCAUUAAGCAAACAAACUCAUUUGGAAUAGCCGGCAAAACACCAAAAUCCAAAGCGAAAGAAACAUCCAAAGAAUUUUGACAAAAACGCUGUGCGCUUAACGCGAGGCAUACAUCCACUUUCACGUUCUGCUGUUCUCUGCUAUAUUUUCAGUCUACUUGAACAAUACUGUCGUGCGGUUGGUUUUCUAGCGAACAUCGUAAGAAGCUAUUACCUAACUGAAUAUACCAUGUCUACUUCUGUGUAUGAAGGUGUUGAAAAGGGGCCAGCCAUUGAGGUGUUUGCCCUAAAUCGGGCAUUUUUGGAGGAUACCACACCUAAAAAGGCUAAUCUCGGAGUGGGAGCUUACCGCACUAAUGAGGGCAAACCAUGGGUGUUGCCAGUGGUGCGUAAAACAGAGAUCAAAAUUACCAGCGACGAAACAAUCAAUCACGAGUAUCUACCAGUAUUAGGUAACGACGCAUUCACUAAAGCCGCCACAGCCUUGUUGUUGGGUGAGAAUUCAGUCGCUAUUGCUGAGAAACGUGCUUUUGGCGUUCAAACCCUCUCCGGCACCGGUGCCCUACGUAUUGGCGCACAAUUCUUGCGUGUCAUUUUGAAUCGUCGCGUAGCUUAUUACUCAAAUCCCACAUGGGAGAAUCAUCAUAAAGUAUUCGCGGAUGCUGGCUUCGAAACGCUGCGUUCAUACCGUUAUUGGGAUCAAGAAAAUCGUCGAAUCGAUUUUGAGGGUUUAUUAGCUGAUUUGGAUGCUGCGCCUGAAGGUGCCGUUAUCAUAUUGCAUGCAUGCGCACACAAUCCUACUGGCUGCGAUCCCACACAGGAACAGUGGAAGCAAAUUGCCGACUUGAUCGAACGCAAGAAACUCUUCCCAUUCCUUGAUUCGGCGUAUCAGGGUUUUGCCAGCGGUGAUCCGGAGAAGGAUGCAUGGGCAGUGCGUCACUUUGUGGAACGUGGUUUUGAGUUGUUUGUCGCACAAUCGUUUGCCAAAAAUUUCGGUCUUUACUGUGAACGUGUCGGCAAUUUAACGGUGGUGCAACGCAGCGCUGCUACCUCGGAAGCGGUCGCAUCGCAACUCACAUUAUUGGUGCGUGGCAUGUACUCAAAUCCACCAGCGUUCGGCAGCCGUAUUGUUGGGACAGUGUUAAAUGAUCCUGAGUUGCGUAAGGAGUGGAUGGACUGCAUUAAAACGAUGUCAGGUCGUAUAAUUAAAAUGCGUCAGGCACUUUUCGAUCGCCUUACAGAACUCAAGACGCCUGGCACAUGGGAUCACAUUGUCUCACAGAUUGGCAUGUUCUCAUACACGGGAUUGAAUGAAAAACAAGUACGCGUGCUGAUCGAUGAAUUCCACGUUUACUUGCUGAAAUCGGGACGCAUUAACAUGUGCGGUCUCAAUGAGAAUAAUGUCGAUUAUGUGGCCAACGCUAUACACACGGCUGUUACAAAAAAUUUGUAAUUGAAGUGAAAAUUUAUGCACGCAUUUAGAAAGAGAAUUAUGACAAAAAGCGAAAAAAAUUUUAUAUUUAGCGAAAUUUUAAUAUUCAAUGGCUUUCAAAUAAGUACACACAUUAACUAAUUAGGGAAUGUUUAUUAAGAUGUACAAUGUACAAACAAACAAACAUUUAAUAUGCUAGUAGUUAAUAGACAGCAGUCCAAUAACAUCAUCCAAGCAACAACAAAACAACUGAAUAACCUCUCAAAUUGAUGACAACUCCCCCACUGAGAAAAUGAA